UUUACAUUGUCAAAACGAAAUUAAACUUCUUUUCGGGCAGAACGAUUUUGACUGGUAGCAUAGUAGGAAAACAUCAUUCUUUUGCAAAGGGAGAAAAACGGGUUUCUUCUCAAUCCUUUAUGAAUUUUAAAAGUGGAAGACAUAAAUGUAAUUAAAUUAAGUGUUUUAGGCAAAGUUGUUUUUGAAGCAAUAAAAGAAAAGAUAUACAGAUUGAAAAAUAAAAAAUUGAAAACAUCAAACAUUUCAACAACACAUUCUGCCUCAAUCCACAUUCACAUCAAGGAAAUCGUUAUAAAAAGUUCUCCGUCACCAACUGCAAGGAAAAAAAAAAGAAAAAAUGAGUACAAGCAAUACGGCAGCUGCUACGGCUUCAGGCAACAAAGAAAACCCCCCAGCGGCAUCCAAACUCAAGGGUAUUGUUAAGCAAGUUCUCUCCGGCGAUACAGUAGUAAUCCGCGCUUCUAAAGGGGCACCUCCUCCCGAAAAACAAAUCACUUUCUCCUACGUGUUAGCUCCGAAAUUAGCUCGCCGGCCUGGCGCCGGCGGUGACGAAACAAAGGAUGAACCUUGGGCUUGGGACUCGCGCGAAUUUCUGCGCGAAAAGUUGAUUGGCCAAGAGGUAACGUUCAGCUAUGAGAAACCGCCAAACUCCAAUCGUGAAUAUGGUUUUGUAUGGUGUGGUGAUGAGACCGGUGAGAAUGUUGUACAAACUAUGGUCAAAGAGGGCUUGGUAACUGUGCGACGAGAAAGUCGCCCAUCUGAGCCGUACAAACAAGAAGAAUUACAGAAACUAAUCGAAUUGGAGGAUCAAGCCAAACACGCCGGCCGUGGUAAAUGGUCGAACGUUAACCCCUCCGAAAAAAUACGUGAAAUCAAAUGGACACAAGAAAAUCCCGCCCAUAUUGUUACAUUAUAUAACGGUGAACCGGUUAGAGCGAUUAUUGAACAUGUGCGCGAUGGUUCGACGGUGCGUGCCUUUCUGCUGCCGGACUUCUAUUAUAUUACUCUGAUGAUUUCGGGCAUACGUUGUCCUGGUGUAAAAUUAGAUCAAGAAGGUAAACCAGAUUUAAGUGUGAAGAUUCCGUUUGUCGAUGAAGCACGUUACUUUGUGGAAACUCGUUUAUUGCAACGUGAAGUGAAAAUCCGCCUAGAAUCUGUUAAUAAUGCUAAUUUCAUUGGCACUAUUCUUCAUCCUAGGGGCAAUAUCGCUGAAUCGUUGUUACGCGAAGGAUUGGCGAAGUGCGUGGAUUGGUCAAUGGCUGUAAUGAAAGACCUAUCGUGUGCUGAAAAACUACGCGCCGCUGAACGCAUUGCAAAAGAAAAGCGUUUACGUUUGUGGCAAGAUUUCAAGUUAAAUGCUCAACAUUUGAACUACAAAGAAAAAGAUUUUACAGGCACAGUAGUGGAGGUGUUUAAUGGCGAUGCUAUCAAUGUUAAACUUCCUAAUGGUUUAAUUAAAAAAGUGUUCUUUUCAUCAAUACGCAUUCCCCGAGAUACCCGUUCUGUUGUAGGGGCCGACGGUGAGGAAGUUGUCAAAGCUCCGCCACGUGGUAAGAAUUACCGACCGUUGUACGAAAUUCCCUUUAUGUUUGAGAAAAAUAAAUUGAAAAGCGUUUAUAACUGA
Messenger RNA from Glossina fuscipes, 1624 nucleotides. Its product is annotated as staphylococcal nuclease domain-containing protein 1-like. Bases 338 to 1624 code for a protein of 428 amino acids. The transcript has 4 exons. Gene Ontology annotation, molecular function: nuclease activity; RNA binding. Gene Ontology annotation, biological process: mRNA catabolic process. The record is from RefSeq and is a predicted model, not a curated record. Gene Ontology annotation, cellular component: nucleus; cytosol. Lineage: Eukaryota; Metazoa; Arthropoda; Insecta; Diptera; Glossinidae.